UCAAGAUGGCGACUAUCGAAUGGGUAGCAAAUAGUUGGCACCCAUUGCAAAUUUUCACCCAAGUCGACCCAAACUGGGCUUAAUAUUUUCUCGUUCGUGACAUUCAGGUAAAGUGUCAAUUUCUUUAUCAACUUCAAGUAUUUGAAACGAAAUAACGUGGUUUGUUUCUCCAUAAACGAACCAGGAGUGUGACGUUUCGAGAGUUCUCGAACAGAAUCAAAAAUGGCCGACCGCACAGCUGUUGUUGAACACAAAUCGACCAAGCGUUUUGGUUUUAAUAACAAACAUGUCUGAAAACGAAAAAGGUUUCAGGCUGAAGUGAUGCCAAACUACCAACAAGGCAGUCUGUAGAUAAACUCUUCCCGGUCAGCCGAAGCCAUGGAGGAGAGACACACUCAGAUUCUGAAGUUCCACCGGGCCAAGUUUGUGCAGUCGGUUGAGGUCGAGCGGUUGUACCCAAUGCUUCAGCCCAGCGUGCUGAGCCAGGCAGACGUGGGGGAGAUCGAGCAGCAACCCGGCCCGCAGGCUAAGGUUCAGAAGCUGCUGGACCUACUGCCCAGCCGGGGGAGCCAAGCCUUUCAGAUGCUGUGUCUUGCCUUGGAGACUACCUAUCCACAUCUGCUGACUGUCAUGUUUCUGGGCAGUGAUUCUGUGUCUGUUUCUGCAGUUGGGAAAGGUUUGUACAUGUAUUUUGUUAUUGUCUGGCACGAGCAGGACUCCAUGUUGAUUCGGCUCCAGUUUCGUUGGAGAAAACUCCUGACCCGUAUCAGCGGGAGUGCCUCAAAUAUAGCCGGAUCUUAG
Patiria miniata (bat star) is the source of this 801-nucleotide messenger RNA. RefSeq lists its product as uncharacterized. NCBI's taxonomy places the organism in Eukaryota, Metazoa, Echinodermata, Asteroidea, Valvatida, Asterinidae. The record is from RefSeq and is a predicted model, not a curated record. The coding region runs from base 379 to 801 and encodes 140 amino acids. Gene Ontology annotation, molecular function: protease binding; death domain binding. The transcript is spliced from 2 exons. Gene Ontology annotation, biological process: regulation of apoptotic process.